AAUCUGUUUUUAACUCUAUUAAACUUAAUUUACCCUUUCACAAGACUAUAAAUUGCAGCAGUUCUUCAAAACCAAACAAAAUCAUAAACCAAAAAAUUCAGUUAAUUUCUUACAAUCAUGCUUCUGAAAUAUCACUGCAAUAUUUUACUUAUCUUAAUCGUUGCAAACUCCAUCUGCGUAAAAGCAUCCGACAUUCGACGCUACAGCUUCGUUGUUAGGGAAGCUUUAUACGAGAGAUUAUGUGAGAGAAAGUGGAUUUUGACAGUGAACGGGAAAUUCCCAGGCCCAAGCCUCAAGGUUCAUGCAGGGGAGACCAUAGUUGUGGACGUUCUGAACAGGGGAAAUUACAAUAUUACCCUCCACUGGCACGGAGUGAAGCAGCCUAGGAAUCCGUGGGCAGACGGCCCCGCAUAUAUCACCCAGUGUCCGAUCCAGCCGGGCAAGCGCUUCAGUGAGAAGAUCAUAUUUUCCAAGGAAGAAGGGACGCUGUGGUGGCACGCCCACAGCGACUGGUCGCGCGCCACGGUCCACGGCCUCAUCAUGGUGUACCCGAGGCCCGGAGGCUCGUACCCAUUCCCGAAGCCCGAUGCAGAGGUUCCCAUCAUUCUAGGUGAGUGGUGGAAAGAGGAUGUGAUGAAGGUGUUGGAGGAGUUUGUUGCUUCGGGAGGCCAGCCAAGGGACUCCGAUGCCUAUACCAUAAAUGGCCAGCCUGGGGAGCUCUACCCUUGCUCCGCGCCUCGUCGCUUCGUCAUGAAAGUUGACCCCGGCAAGACCUACCUCCUGCGCAUAGUCAACGCGGACAUGAACGAGAUCCUCUUCUUCGGGGUGGCGCGCCACCACCUCACCGUCGUCGGCACCGACGGCUGCUACACGGAGCCGCUCACGAGAGGCUACAUCGCCAUCAGCCCCGGCCAGACCAUGGACUGCCUCCUCCGCUCCGACCAACCACCGGCCCGCUACUACAUGGCUGCCUGCCCCUACGUCAACGGCGCCGGAAUCAGCUUCGACAACACCACCGCCACCGCCAUCCUCCGCUACGCGGGAUCAUCCCGCCACACCCCACCCGAAUUCCCCAAACUACCCUCCCCCAACGACACCUCCGCCGCCCUAAACUUCACCUACAGCAUCAAAAGCCUAAUCUCGAAGCUCCACCCAAUCGUAGUCCCUCAAAAGAUCAACAAACGCAUCACCACCACCGUCUCCGUCAACGUCUUCCCAUGCGAGGCCUGCGCCGGCCCCAACGGGACCCGCCUGGCCGCCGCCAUGAACAACAUCAGCUUCUCGGCCCCGCCGGUUGACAUCCUCGAGGCAUACUAUUACCAAAUCCCGGGCAUUUUUAGCAAGAAAUUCCCGGAAUCUCCACCAUUGGUGUUCAAUUAUACAGCCGAUUUCAUCCCCUUGGAGCUGGAAAUCCCUAAAAAGGGCACUAAAGUGGCAAUGCUGAGGUACAACUCCAACAUCGAGGUAGUUUUCCAAGGUACAAACCAAGUGGGUGAGCUGGAUCACCCCAUGCAUCUGCAUGGAUUCAGUUUCUUCGUUGUUGGUUGGGGAUUUGGCAACUUUGAUCCCAACAAAGAUCCCUUGAGCUAUAAUCUCGUCGACCCGCAGAAGCGUAACACCGUCAUCGUCCCCAGAAAUGGGUGGACGGCCAUCAGGUUCACUGCCGACAAUCCAGGGGUGUGGUUCUUGCAUUGCCAUUUCGAGCGGCACCUGACGUGGGGGAUGGAGACGGUGUUCAUCGUGAGGAGCGGAAGAGGGCCGGCUGCGCGUGUGCUCCCACCGCCGCCAGAUAUGCCGCCGUGUUGAUCUGCUAGCUAGCUUGAUUAUUGAAUUGUUUGAUACUUUGAUUAAUUUGAUUUGAAUAUGUUGGACUUAGAUCAUAUCACAGUAUACCUAUGAAAAAAAUUAAACACUUUAUAAUUUUUGCCAAUUCAAAAUAGACUUGAUCAGUUAUAUGUGGGGGUUUGCACCUACUAUUUUUUCUAUAAAUAAAAAUAAAAUAAUGGCUUGCA
This is a messenger RNA of Salvia miltiorrhiza (redroot sage), 2012 nucleotides long. Its product is annotated as laccase-15-like. NCBI's taxonomy places the organism in Eukaryota, Viridiplantae, Streptophyta, Magnoliopsida, Lamiales, Lamiaceae. Bases 118 to 1806 code for a protein of 562 amino acids. Gene Ontology annotation, molecular function: hydroquinone:oxygen oxidoreductase activity; copper ion binding. The transcript has 4 exons. Gene Ontology annotation, cellular component: apoplast. The record is from RefSeq and is a predicted model, not a curated record. Gene Ontology annotation, biological process: lignin catabolic process.